CGUGGCGGCGAUUUAUCAUAUAAGUUAGGUUAUAAUAUCGUAUGCAUCAAAAUCAUACAAUUAUUUAUAAGCUAGUUUUUUAAGGAAAAAACACUUAAAUUUAGUGAAUUUGCAGUGCGAAAUCUUUAAAAAACCACAGACGAACACUUGGCACAAACGAAAGUUACGUGUGAACGUCGUGGCUUUUGUUUAAUUGUUUUGAAGGAAAAGAACUUUGGCAACGUUGAAACCAACCUAAGAUACAGAAACCGUGUACAAUUUUAAAAAGUGCUCCCCCCAAAAAGCUACCAACACAAGUUAAUUUCUUUGCACCCGGUGUUAAUAAAAAAGCGGCAAGAUUACGUCAAUUAUUGAGAACCUACCCGGCGCCAUAGCUCACAACCACAACCAAAACAACAUCAUGGAAGAGGACGAAAGGGGUAAAUUGUUUGUGGGCGGCCUGUCCUGGGAGACGACGCAGGAGAAUCUGUCGCGCUACUUCUGCCGCUUCGGAGACAUCAUUGACUGCGUAGUGAUGAAGAACAACGAGAGCGGCAGGUCGCGAGGCUUUGGGUUCGUGACCUUUGCCGAUCCCACCAACGUCAACCACGUGCUGCAGAACGGACCGCACACGCUCGACGGCAGAACCAUCGACCCUAAGCCGUGCAAUCCGCGCACGCUGCAGAAACCGAAGAAGGGUGGCGGCUACAAGGUGUUCCUGGGCGGCCUGCCCUCGAACGUCACCGAAACUGAUCUGCGCACCUUCUUUGGACGCUACGGCAAGGUCACUGAGGUGGUUAUCAUGUACGAUCAGGAGAAGAAGAAAUCACGCGGCUUCGGUUUCCUCUCCUUUGAGGAAGAGUCCUCCGUUGAGCACGUCACCAACCUGGCUAAUGUGCCGCCGAAGAAGAGCGCGUGA
This is a messenger RNA of Drosophila eugracilis, 898 nucleotides long. Its product is annotated as heterogeneous nuclear ribonucleoprotein 27C-like. Gene Ontology annotation, molecular function: RNA binding. Bases 401 to 898 code for a protein of 165 amino acids. Gene Ontology annotation, cellular component: cytoplasm. The record is from RefSeq and is a predicted model, not a curated record. The transcript has 2 exons. NCBI's taxonomy places the organism in Eukaryota, Metazoa, Arthropoda, Insecta, Diptera, Drosophilidae.